AAAGAACGAAUAAAUUGUCACCUGUAUUAGUAUUCUCUCCUACCCCUCCUCUUCCUUCUCCACCAUCUCUUCCCCCUGUGCCAAAUCCCACACGCAUCUCGAGUUUCACGUGUCAGCCUCCAGAUUUACCCCCCUCUGUGUUUGUCGUUACGUCACUGAUCCUCACCAAUCAUAACAAGUCCCACGCCACCAGCUGCAUCAACCAAUACCAACCUCCUCCACUCCACCCACGUUGCCCUUCCCUCCCACGCUAGCCUCCCACAAGCUGCCGGGGUGUCUGUACCGGAGACUUGACAGCUUAUAUUAGAAGAGAAACUAAUUGGUGUGAGUGUGAUUGCAAUGAAGACGAAGCCGCAGCCACGAAACAAACGGACAAGAGGUUUUUUCAGCAUGUGCGGUUUCUGGUGUUGAAUUCCUUACCAGGCCUUGGGUGCUGCUGGUGAAAGGCUGAAGUGAAUGCGAGGAGAAGAGAAAUCGGCUCAAAAUGGCUUACCAAAGGCGAGGAAAGACCUAUCUCAGUGCUGUUCAGAAGGCAGAGAGGAAGGCAGCAGAGGAGGCCGCCAAUGAGGGAGAGAACAAGAGAGCCAGGCGCCGCUGCUGUCCUCCAAGGUUUAGUGAUUUGUUUAUAAACAAGAAAGAGAAGGCGCUUGAGCAGUCCAAGGAGAAUGUUGGAACAAAGGUGGAGGAGACCUUCAACCUUACAAGCUCGACAAUGAGGAAGCCCCUGGGAGUCAACAGCACUCUUGCCAACUCCACCAACUCUGUUCCUUCCUUCAGUGACACCUUUGAUAAUGUCUUUGGCAAGCCCAGCUUUGCCACUCAGCCACAGAAUCCCAAGCACCUGUAUUCCUCCACAUCCACCUCUGGCUCCACCUGUGAAGGGCACAUAGACAGUAGUGGAGUAUUAUUCAAGUCUCUACUGUCCACAGUGUCCAACAUGACAGAAGAUUCAUCCUCAGACUGGACCAAUAGACUUAGAAAUUGUAAAAAUAAUUCAUUGUCAAAUAAUGAAAAAAUUCAACCAGGGAAAGAGCAGAAUGUGUCUCUCAAAGGGUCACAGAAACCAUCAAUACAAACAGUGUGUUCUCCUGACAUGUUUGCCUCAAAGAAACCAUCAAUACAACCCGUGUGUUCUCCUGACAUGUUUGCUUCCAUUGACAAGAUUGCAGACACUGAGAAUGAGAUCAGUGUAAACACUCCUCCCGCACCCAAGACCAGGACUCUCAGACAGACCACCCGUAAAAAAGCGCUCUGCAGGCAACGGACAUCAAAAAUCAAUAUAGGAGACACAUCAACCAAGGUACACAGGACAAAGAACACUUUGGGCACAGAGCGAGUGGCAGAUGUAAAAAGGAGGGAGCCACCUAGCAGUCAGUUUCUAGUACCCAAUGUUCAACCAUCCCCAUUGGUGCAGAGAUUUUUAAACUCUUUGGGCAUAACUCGUACUCCUCUAGUCCAGAGUAGUCCAGCUGGUCUCCUGGCCUCUCCUCACGUGUCACAGCAGUCUGGCAGCCCUCCAGUCACAGGCAAGUCAACUGGCAAGAGCAGUGUGCACACCAGCACCCCAACAGAACAGAGUAAGUGGAGUGGCCAAGGCUCUUCCUCACUGGACAUCAGGGUGUCACCUGUGCCCAGGGAAGAGGAUGUGGUAACAGACAACAGUUCUGAUUUCCAGAGCCCUUCAUUACCAAUAGAAAUAAAUAGAGGGCAGUCCCCAGGAGAUCUGGGAGGUAGUCCAUCUCUGCCUAGCAAAUAUGAAACCUGUGCAUCCUCAGGAAGAUUUAGGGAAGACAGCAAUCAGCAGUAUGUGACGGGGGAAACUUGCAACUCGGAAAAAGAAAAAUCACCAAACAUUGACUCAAGCUCAAUCAAGAUAUCUCAGAAGAAAUUCAAGAGUGCAAGGAUACCUAAGAUGUCCUUUGAGUCUCCACCACAGCAGAAACUCACAGCACAUGGCACUGAACCGGCCUCUGACCAGAUUCUGUUUGAUAGUUAUUCCUCGAUCAUCAUUGAAACCAGAGGUGGAAAGGCAGCCAAGAUGUUGGAGAGUUCCCAGAUCUCCUCCUCAACACAGAGUCCCAAGGGAUUCAUUGUAGCAAGAAAUGGGAAGCGUCUGUCACCAUGUCUGGCUAAGAGGUUCUCCCCAAAGGUCACCAGGAGCCAGUCUAAGUUGUUGGGAUUUCAGUCAGAUGGGUCACAUAAUACAGACCUCAGCAACUGUAUAAGCAUUAGUUCAUGUGCAUCAGACCAAAGAUCUUGGUCUUCAAAAGAUAAUAAUAUAUAUAUAAACCUCCAGACAGGGAAUGUCCGACAAAAAGAAUCAAUAAGGUUUGCAGCACAAGAAACCGAGAGCCAUUUACACACUGAUGAAUCCACCGUGGACUUCAUUCCCCCGUAUGAAAUAUCUUCUGUCUUGAAGAGGAAAAGGACACUUAGAUCUAGCUUUGUCUCCAGGAGAGGCAUGAGAAAGCCUUUGGAUCUUCCACCAAUAGCUAGGAAGUCAUUGAGAAUACAGAAUAAGAGAAAGUCCGUUAAAGUCUCAAUCCCAAUCAGGAGGUCUUCAAGGCUACUUGUUCACAAUCACAACACCAGCAGAGCUUCAAGCCAGGAAGCAUCCACCACUCAUGUUUCUUCUGAUUGUUCCUCUAUCAUCAACUUCAGACCCAUCAGGAGGAGAAACGACCACUUUAUCUUCCACCGCUGGAGUAGCACUAUUACAUCAUUAGAUUCCUGGCCAGACAGCUCUCAUGCUGAACCACCAGUGCCUGUCAGUACUAACCAGCACACAGAAGAGACUGAGAUUUGUGAAGACCUGAAGGACUCAUUUAUUGAUCCAAAAAAUAUUCAGAAUGCUUCAGUAAAAGAAAUCAUGGCCUCCAAGGACUCCCAUCUAAGGGAAGGGAAUGAAUGCAGCAAUGAAUAUAGUUUGAAGGAGGUGUUUGUGAGGUUGGUCAGACUGGAGAAUGAGAGGAGCACCAGGAAGGAUGUAAGAGUCUUCAGUCCUUUGCCAUCUUUGUCAGUCAAGCCAGGCAAAGGGUGGAGGCGUUCCAUUGCCAUCCGAGCAAGAGCAAUGUCGCUUGCAUCUGCAGAAGAUUCCAUUGCUAUGCGACCUCCGGCCAACCCCAGCAGAUCUCCAGAGCCCUGCAGGAAGAUGUCUGGCUUGCGCAUGGCCUCCUUUCCUCUUGAACUGAACCACGGCCACCACAUGCCAUUCACAGACUCUCCUCGGCGGUCAGCACUGCAGAUGAGUUUUUGCGUUGAAGAUGUUGACCUGUCAGCACCACCAAUACCUCCUACUGAUCCCCGGCAGAAAGUGUUGGAAUUGUGCAGCCAGGAGCACCCCUUGCCACUCACACAUUGCUUCACCGAUAGCCGCCUUGCAUGCUGCCGCAAGAUAGGAGAAGGAGUGUAUGGAGAGGUGUUUAUGACACAACCUGAUGCUGCCAACCUGGUGGGUGCCACUGUGCUCAAGAUCAUGCCCAUUGAAGGGGACUUCUUGGUCAAUGGAGAGCCCCAGAAAAAGUUCGAGGAGAUUCUGUCAGAGAUGGUGAUAUCCAUGGAGUUGAGUGGCCUGAGGGAACCUGAGAGGCAGAGGAGCAUCACAGAGAACUUUGUCCAUGUGCAGGGCAGCUGGUGUGUGGAGGGACGCUACCCACAUGAUCUCCUGCAUCUGUGGGACCUGUACAAUGAAGAGAAAAACUCAGAGAAUGAUCGUCCGGACAUUUUCCCGGAUACACAGCUAUACGUGGUGCUGGAGUUUGGCCACGGAGGGCGGGAUCUGGAGGGUUAUGUCUUCAAUAAUGCCAGGGAUCUGAUGGCUGUCUUCCUGCAGAUUGCCUAUAGUCUAGCAGUGGCAGAGGAAGCCCUGGAGUUUGAGCACCGGGACCUUCACUGGGGCAACGUUUUAGUGGCCCAGACUGUGAAAUCCAAAAUAAACUUCAAACUUAGGGAUAAGACAUACUCCUUGAACACCUAUGGACUGAAAGGUACGGUGAUUGACUUCACCCUCUCAAGAAUCAAGCUGCCACAUUGCAGUGUCUUCAACAAUCUUGCAGAGGACCCAUCUCUCUUUACAUCUGAAGGAGAUUAUCAGUUUGAAGUAUACAGGCUUAUGCAGCAAGCCAACAACAAUACCUGGGAGAAAUUUACACCAUACACUAAUGUGUUGUGGCUCCACUACCUGCUGGUGAAGAUGACCUCCCAGUGCUACAUCAAGAACAAGAAGACCAAGCUUCACCGCACCCAUCAUAUGCUGCUCACAAAACUGAGGGAUGACAUGCUGAACUACGAGAGUGCCACGCAGUUUGUUCUCUCUCGAGAAUCUGAGUGACUGACGGCUUUUCAUCUCUUUUUCUUUUGAGUUUUGUUUGUGAAAUUUCCAUCAGAUUUAACUCUCUUUAAGAUUUAACCUUGAGCUACAAAUUACACUUAUUAAACUUUCUACUUUGA
Messenger RNA from Portunus trituberculatus (swimming crab), 4449 nucleotides. RefSeq lists its product as uncharacterized. The record is from RefSeq and is a predicted model, not a curated record. NCBI's taxonomy places the organism in Eukaryota, Metazoa, Arthropoda, Malacostraca, Decapoda, Portunidae. Gene Ontology annotation, cellular component: nucleus; cytoplasm. Gene Ontology annotation, biological process: mitotic cell cycle; intracellular signal transduction; protein phosphorylation. The coding region runs from base 485 to 4330 and encodes 1281 amino acids. The transcript is spliced from 15 exons. Gene Ontology annotation, molecular function: ATP binding; histone H3T3 kinase activity.